Miscanthus lutarioriparius is the source of this 927-nucleotide messenger RNA. The record is from the annotation of a GenBank genome assembly. Lineage: Eukaryota; Viridiplantae; Streptophyta; Magnoliopsida; Poales; Poaceae.
AUGUUCUUAGACCUUCUAAAAGACGAGAAUGAUGGCAUUGCUGCAAAACAUUGGAUAUCCCCUACGAUAUCUUCAACAUUACAAGCAGCAUUUAACAGCCCACAGUCGGAUAGAUUGAAACAGUCACUGGAAAUGGCACCUCGCUUUCUUACUUUGUAUUUCGCGACAGCAUUGCGGGAUGUUAAUGACUCACUGUUGUGUGCUCUUAUUCCAGUAGUUAUGUCAAGAUAUGCUGCGAUGUUCCCAGACAAGGUUUUCUCUUUCAAGGUGAGGAAAAGGCUUUCAGACUUCAUUUUGGCUGCAUUCCAGCGGUCUCCUAACAUCAUUGCAGUACUGAAGAAACCUAUUACUGACAGACUUGGUGAAGCUCAUGAUAAUCCUGCUGAGGCAAAGUUAGCAUUGCACUUGUGCUGGGCCAUUGGUGAGCAUGGAGCUGGAGGGAUAGAUCGCAAAGAUGUUGCUCGUGAGCUGUUUGAAAAUUUGGAAUUAUUAUUGUAUGAAAACCUGGCAACUAGCCGUGUGGUAUUAAACCAGGAGCCAGGAUCUGAUUCCAUGGGUGCAUCAUCUAGAAAGUCAUCCCAAGCCAGGCUUCUCUGCUUUGUGGUGACUGCCAUUGCAAAACUAGCAACAUGCCAUAGUGAGUUGCUUCCGAGAGCACGCGUGUCAUUGGGUAAGGUCGCUCGUUCCCCAACCUCAGACAGGAGAGUCUGCCAACAGGCCUGUGACUAUUUAGGGCUCAUGAAUGAACCAGCCAUCUGUUUAUCUGUAUUGGGACCGUCCACCGCCCAAGGAAAUGGUCCUGGUAUUGUGAAUUGGAGUGAAGGAGGAACAAAGAUGGUAGCUCACGUUCCAUUUUACCUUUUAGCUGAACAAAAAGGUCCACCGUUUCAUGAUUUUUCAUUUACCGACCUCAUCCCAACAGAAUGA